CCUGGGUCGCGUAAGCUUGAAUCUGACUUUGGACUCCGGGGGGAACGAAUUGGGCGGUGGACCACACCAGACCAUCGUAUCCCCCGACUCGCUCGAGGGCUUGAGAUUCACGAGGCGAGGUCCCGUCGAAUCGGAGAAAGCUGCAUCGUGCUCUGAUGGUUCGCGUCGGCGCAAGGUCGGAGCGGGCGCAAUUCGGUCUGUCGAGCGUGGAGAUCUGCGGCUCUGCUAGCGAGAGGAUAGUAGGAAGCUGUGGAGCGGAUGCGGAAGUGAGCUGUGGGAUUCCAAGGCUGCAGAGAAAUGCGGGUGUUGGGAGGAUGAACUGCUGGUGUGGUUUGAGGAGGGCUCGGUGGAUUGCAGGUGCGAUGGGUGGGCUUUGGAUUGCAGCUCGAGGGGAUGCUGUGAAUUGUGAAUUGUGAACUUUGAGCAGGUUCGGGGGGCGGGAAACAUGGAGAAAGUGCCACUCACGGUGAAAGGCACGAGCGGGGGGAAUGGGGUGGGCAAAGAGCGCUUGGAGGGGCUUCUGCAGCGCCACUUCGGGCACUCGAGUUUCAGAGGGCGGCAGCUCGAGGCCAUCGAAGCUGUGCUCUCGGGGCAGGACUGUUUCUGCCUCAUGCCCACCGGGGGCGGGAAGUCCAUGUGCUACGCAAUUCCCGCUCUCGCCAAGCCUGGCAUCGUGCUCGUGGUUUGCCCCUUGAUCGCUCUGAUGGAAAAUCAAGUUUCUGCUUUGAAGGCACAGAAGAUUGCCGCCGAGCAUUUGAGUUCGUCGCAGGGGGCCAAAGUCAAAGCCAAGAUUUACGAGCAGCUUGAGUCCGGCAGGCCAUCGCUGCGGCUGCUCUAUGUGACCCCGGAGCUCAUUGCAACCCCGGGGUUCAUCACCAGGAUCAAGAAACUCCACGGGAGGGGCUUGUUGAGCUUGAUCGCAGUCGACGAGGCGCAUUGCAUAUCCUCGUGGGGCCACGAUUUCCGGCCGAGCUAUCGCAAAUUAUCGGCCCUGCGCACUCACCUGCCCGACGUGCCGAUUCUGGCACUGACCGCCACCGCUGCGAAGAAGGUGCAGGACGACGUCGUCAAAUCGUUGGCGUUGCACAAUCCUCAAAUUUUCAUCUCCUCUUUCAAUCGACCAAACAUCUACUACGAGGUCCGGUACAAGGACCUACUGAAAAACGCGUACGAGGACCUGCGCAAUUUGAUCAAGUCGAAUCCCGACGACUGCUGCAUCGUGUAUUGUCACUCUCGAGCCACUUGCGACGAUGUCGGUCUUCGGUUAUCGCAGGACAAGAUUUCCAGCAGAGUUUAUCAUGCGGGCCUUGCAGCCAAGGCUCGAAGCGAAGCCCUGGAGGAGUGGACCUCGGGCAAGGUCCCCGUCGUCAUCGCGACCGUGGCCUUCGGCAUGGGCAUCGAUCGCAAAGAUGUGCGCAUGGUCUGUCACUACAAUGUGCCGAAAUCGUUGGAGGGAUUUUACCAGGAAUCGGGUCGAGCAGGGCGCGACGGAAAGCCUGCUCGCAGUGUAAUCUACUACGGGUUGGAGGACAAAGGCCUGAUGGAAUUUCUCGCCAGGAAGCCCGAUCCCGGGCAGAAAGCUCGGGAGAAAGUCGACGCCGAGAACCAAGUGAAGAAGAAUGUGGAAGCAUUCAGCCAGAUGGUGCAGUUCUGCGAGGAGGCGCGGUGCCGUCGACAGCGAGUGCUCGCGCAUUUCGGCGAGCAUGUGUCGACGGCUCUGUGUGCCAAAACGUGCGACUCGUGCAGGUUCCAGAGUCGGGUCGCGGCCUGCCUCGAAGAUCUGGCCCUCGCCUCGUCGUCCAAGAGGGAAGCGCGCUUCUCGUCGUACAUAACCAGCAGCAAAUCGCAGGGUUUAGGGUUUCAGGAUCGCAGUGAGUUCUGGGGCGACAUGAAGGACGAAGACGAAGACGAAAUCUCCGGCUCCGACGACGAGGAGGAAGAGGACGAGGCCACCGCGGAGGCCAUCGCUGCCAUCAGCAAGCGCAGCGUGGCCUCGUCGUCCAAGGUGGAGAAGAAAAUGGACGCGCUGCUUCGAGCAGAGCGCGUCUUCGGCAAAAAGCACGGGAGCCAAGCGGACGGUGGCAAAUCCAAAGACGCAGCAGCAGCCAGCGAGAAGAGGAAAAUCUCGCAAGCGCUUCGAGACGCAUGCGCCGAGAGACUCAAAGGCGCCGUCGAGCAAGCGAGCCAACGCCUCGAUCUGACCAGCAUCUCUGCCGAUUCCGGAGGCGUCGCGCUCGAGACGGAAUGCUUCCAGAAGUACGCGAGAGCAGGCAAGCCCUUCUACAAUUCGCAGGUCGCGAGCACCACCCGAUGGCUGGCGACGUGCACGAGCUCCGAGCUGGAACUGCGCAUUCAUCAGCAGAGCACACGAGAAGCUCGAUCCGAGACCUCGCCCCCAUCCGAGACCCGACCGGCAGAAGACCCCGCUCAGACCGCGGCCGAGACUCGUGACGGCCAGAAAUUCGAGCAAGCGAGCACUACAAAUCUACGAAUCCCAGCUACGAAUCAUUCUGUCGAGCAAGCGCCGGCCCCAGCCCCUCUCCCGCCUAUUCCAUCAUUCAAAGAUUUCUUGGGCAAGAGGAAACCGGUUUCCUUUGGCUCGACGAGAGGACCGAGUGCUCCCUUCAAAAAGCCUCGUCGUGUACAGGACCCCUGAUUCUUAGAAAACAGAAUCCCUAGCAAUUCUUUAGCAGCCCCCAAUUGUAUAAAAUUGACAUCACCUCGAAGCACGGACAGGCGAAGUGUAUAGCUACAACAGCGUGAGCGGAAUCGUUUUUCUCCGAUGAGCGUAGCGUAAGCGGGAGGGACGGAGAACAAUGGUCGACUCAUAUCUGUGAAGGAGGACAUUUUUGUAGGUUCUUAAAUCAACUCGGCAACGCUUGUCCCGUAUCUGGAUGUUGUUUCUCGGCUCGCUUCAUCGCAAAGGAAAUCAGGAUGAGCACGAUGAACUCGUCACAAGCGAGGAUGUCGAGUGCGUCAUCUCAAAUCUACGAAACGGGAAUCUGAAAUUCCAGGAUCCUUGCAGAGCUCGAGUUCAACUCGCUGUCAGUUGCGUAAGAAACAGAUCCUGUUCUGCCUGACGGCCCUGCCCGGCUGUGCAAGAAUCAUCAGUCGCGUGGGAAUGCCAAGCCGCAGAUGCAGAGCUAGCAGCUGGAUUCCGCAUCGGAGCAGCAGUACGUACGCGUUCAAUUCAUGCUCCUCAGUGGUACACAAUGUGGAGCUUUAGUAGCUCAUGCCCAAUGGCAGCACGACAAUGAUCGAAGGAAACGUCUCGUUGACAGACCCAAACCGUUGAUGUUGCAACGUCUCGUUGACAGAUCCUCGCACGACCACGCACUUAAUAACAUCCGUCCUUUCCACGGUCCAGCAAAUCUCGGAGGCGAAGCGAUUAUGACACAGAUCCGGAGGCAUUUCUUCUGUACCUGAGAUGAGAGUUUCUCAUAGCCAAAUGAACGACGAUGCUGCCACCUCCUGUGUCACAGAUAUGGGGUACUGUACCACAGCAAAGUCAUCCGUGUGGGUUUGCGCCACACGAUCCACUAACAUUGACGCGAAAACUAGGAGGUUAUUACGAACCAAUGUUUCGAAAUUAUUAUUUUUUUCCAAAUCAUUGUAAUCAUGAUUUUGGAUACCUUUCGUGUAUUCCAUGCACCAAAAGUUCUAAUAAUUUGAUC
Marchantia polymorpha subsp. ruderalis is the source of this 3674-nucleotide messenger RNA. Lineage: Eukaryota; Viridiplantae; Streptophyta; Marchantiopsida; Marchantiales; Marchantiaceae. The record is from the annotation of a GenBank genome assembly.